Molecule: messenger RNA, 8553 nt
Organism: Ylistrum balloti
Lineage: Eukaryota; Metazoa; Mollusca; Bivalvia; Pectinida; Pectinidae
Product: LLGL scribble cell polarity complex component 2-like
Exons: 42
Coding region: 18-5597 (1859 amino acids)
Biological process (GO): regulation of protein secretion; cortical actin cytoskeleton organization; establishment of spindle orientation
Cellular component (GO): cytoplasm; plasma membrane; cortical actin cytoskeleton
Molecular function (GO): GTPase activator activity; myosin II binding; calcium ion binding
Source: RefSeq, a predicted model, not a curated record
GUGUAGAAAAGAAGGCGAUGGACGGAGAUUUAAGGGGAAAACUUCAAUCUGUGUUCGAUGUGUGUGAUGUUGAAAAGGAAGGCUAUAUAACCGUUGAUCACUUUAAGAAUUUGGCUAAAGAACAUUUCGGAGCUGACAGUGAUGAGAACGUAGUCGGCAUUGUACAGAUUCUUGAUCCUGAAGGGAAAGGGAAGAUUAAUUUUGACGAUUUCUGCCAAGGUGUUAAUCAAAUACUUGAACUUCAGCCUCAGACACCAGUAACUGACCUCUCCAAAAGCCCGUUUGACCUGUCCACAAGCUUUGCCAGUAACGGAAUAGGAGAGCUGCUGGGAGACGUCUCACCUACCGAGUGUAAGGAAGUGUCCGAGGCAAGUGCAUACACGUUUAAUGAGUAUGAUACAAAUACAGAUGAGGAUGGAGUAGGCCUUCUGAUAGAUUUCUCUACCCCUGAACCAGUGCGUAAGGACCUCCAGCAACUGUCUUAUAAUAGUGGACUUGAUUGUACAGACGAAGAAAAUUUUGAAGAUUUUGGAGAAGCAGAUGACCUAGAAUCUGAUACAUCUGACCACCUCAGUCAUAACAAGAGCUGUGAGAACUGUCACAAGAUCCGGACAAAGAGGGGAGUUAACUAUCGAGAAAAGCAUCACCGUCGCAAUUCCUCAGGUGUCAGUCGGCGAUCAGUCACAGCAGCUUUACACAAUAAUAAUCACUUCCCACCCAAAAGUCGGAGCCCUGCACCGGAUGACGAGGUGUUGGCCGAUAUUGACGGCAGUUUUAAUCAACUCAACGACAAAGUACAGUUACUUGAGAACCAGAUUUUACAAUUGAACGAAGAAAAAAAGAACUCAUUUUCAUUACAGACAAAGUUCAAAGACGAUAACAGCAUCCUCAUUGAAAGAGUCCAUACUUUAGAAGAACAGCUCAAGGACGUGGAAAUUAAAUCGGACGAGCGUGUCUUUGACGAGCAGAAAAAAUACAAGGAAAUCAUGUCGCGGAAGGAGAGAGAGAAAUCAGAUGAGAUGGAGUAUAUAACACGAAGGCUCCAAACUCUAGAAAGCGAAUGUGAUCAGUUGAAGCAAGAAAAUCCUAAGUUGCGUCUGGACAUAGAGAGGUUACGAAAUGAAAAAAGAGAGCUUCAGGAAAAGUUGUCUGAAACACAGGUCGACUAUAACAUGUUGUUAAAUGAACAUGAAGACUUUAAAAGACGAGCAGAAAGGGAACGGGAAACAACAGGCCAGUUAUUAGAUGAGUUGGGGAAGGAACUAGGAGAACUCCGACAAUAUAAAAUAGAAAUGGACUUACAUCGACCAAGAGGGGAUAGUCAAGGCGAGUUACCAGGUCGCUACCAUGCCCUUCAGACAGAAGUGUCAAGGUUAAAAGAGGAGAACAAGGCACUCCACGACACAAAUGAGGAUCUAAGUGCCCAGCUUCUUACCAAUUGUUUGGAGGAGGGACGAUCGCUGGUCGGCAGUAAGGAGAACUCCCUAGCUGCAGAACUCGACCACCUUACGAAAGAGGAGUUAAUGGACAAAUUGAGGAAACAGACAGAUAUCAAUAUUCGACUGGAAGCCUAUGUGGACCGGAUACUUUUACGAAUAAUGGAGAUGAACCCCACCCUAUUGGAAGUGAAUGUCUAUGUUUCUCUAUCACACCUUCACUUUGGACAAACAGAAAAGUAUAGGUGGAUAUUUGAUCCUGGGUUUAGAAUGUCCAGUGACAUGAGGUUUAGAAUGUCCAGCGACACGAGGUUUAGAAUGUCCAGUGACACGAGGUUUAGAAUGUCCAGCGAUCCUGGUUUUAGAAUGUCCAGCGACACAAGGUUUAGAAUGUCCAGCGAUCCUGGGUUUAGAAUGUCCAGUGAUUCUGUGUUUAGAAUGUCCAGUGAUCCUAGGUUUAGAAUGUCCAGUGAUCCUGGGUUUAAAAUCUCCAGUUAUCCUAGGCUUAGAAGGUCCAGUGAUCCUGUGUUAAGAAUGUCCAGUGAUCCUAGGUUUAAAAUCUCCAGUGAUCCUAGGUUUAAAAUCUACAGGGAUCCUGUGCUAAGAAUGUCCAGUGAUUCUAAGUUUAAAAUGUCCAGUGAUCCUAGAAUUAAAAUCUCCAGUGAUCCUAGGCUUAGAAUGUCCAGUGAUCCUAGGUUUAAAAUCUCCAGUGAUCGCGUGACGAUGUUUAAAUUCUUGAAAAGGCAUCCGCCAAAGGAUAGUGAAGAACGAGAAAAAUUAAAGAAGGAAUUGUUCGGAUACCGUCGGUGUCUUGACCAUGGAUUUCCUAGCAAGCCAUCAUGUAUGGCCCAUGACCCAAAGCUGCGACUGCUGGCUGUUGGAACGAAACAGGGAAUUAUCAAAGUUUAUGGACAGCCAGGUGUGGAACUUACAGGUGAAUUGAUGAGCGAUGCCACAGUCAAUCAGCUAUUUUUUCUCAAUGAUGAGGGAAGACUGGUGGCAGUAAGCAGUGACAACACCAUCUAUUUGUGGGAGAUCAAUGUUAAAAAAGAGAAGACCGUUUUAGAGAAUGUUAAAGAGUUUGUCUUCGGAGUAGAAGAAGGGAAACCCAAGAACAUAUCAGUAUGUUGUGUGACAAAAGACGGAAAGUGUUUGUUGAUUGGGACAGAAGAGGGCAACAUUUACAUGCUAGAUCUACAAACAUUCAAACUUAUGGAGCAGAUUGUCUACCAAGAUGUUGUCAUGCAAAAUGUACCGGAUGAUUUCAAAGUCAAUCCUGGCGCAGUGGAAACAAUUGCUAACCAUCCCACUAAUCCCGACAAGUUCUUGAUCGGCUACAACAGAGGGUUGAUUGUGCUAUGGGACAACAAAGAAUGUAAUGCUGACCAGACCUACAAUGCUACACAGCAAUUAGAGUCUGUAGCAUGGCACCGAAAUGGGUCAGAGUUUAUUAGUGCUCACAUAGAUGGUAGCUAUAUCAAGUGGAAGUCCACAGACUCCUCAGAACCCAAGGAACCGGCUCUGACUCCCUACGGUCCUUUCCCAUGCAAAGCCAUCAGCAAGAUCUGCUGGAAAACAGCGAAGAGUGACCCGUUCAUCAUAUUCUCUGGUGGUAUGCCAAGGGCUAGCUAUGGAGACCGUCACACCAUCAGUGUGAUGCAGGAGAAUUCAAACAACCACAUUGUGUUUGACUUCACGUCCAAGGUGGUGGACUUUGUUACUCUGACACGGGCUGAUGAAAAUGAUACCAGCGAGGAAAGGGAUGAGAACGAUGAGCCCCACACAUUGGUUGUACUGGCCGAGGAGGAGAUUGUCCUUAUUGACCUUGACUCGAACAACUGGCCAACAUUCCGUCUGCCUUACAUGAACAGCUUGCACUGUUCUGCCAUUACCUGUUCUCAACAUAUUGGCAACAUCCCCAAUCAGCUCUGGCAGAAAAUUUUGGAUGCAGGAGAAGCUCAGAUGGAUGGCUUGUCAAAGAGAGACUGGCCUAUAAAUGGAGGUAAACUUGAAGGAGCAGAAGGGUCAACUAAAGACUUGAUGCUGACUGGUCAUGAAGAUGGAACAGUAAAAUUCUGGGAUGCAUCAGGUACUUCCAUGAAGUUGUUGUACAAGCUGUCAACCUCUAGCAUAUUUAAUGUAGACAUCCAUACAAGUGGCGACAGCAAUGGUGAAGUUGAGGAGGAGUGGCCUCCCUUUAGAAAGGUUGGAAGCUACGAUCCAUUUAGUGAUGAUCCGAGACUUGGCAUCCAGAAAAUCUCCCUUUGUCCACUCAGCGAGACACUGGUUAUUGCAGGAACAGCUGGUCAAGUGGUCAUCUUACAAAUGGAGCGUGAAGAUCGAGAACAGGAGGUAGAAACAGUGAAGGUCAAUGUUGUGAACGAUCGUGACAGUUUCGUGUGGAAGGGUCAUGAAGCGCUACCACAACGGGAGGGAGACAUCAAGUUUGCGUCAGGAUUCCAACCCACAAGUGUGAUGCAGGUGUACCCACCGGCUGCAUGUACCGCUCUUGCAUUUAACUCUGAAUGGCAGCUAGUAGCCGCUGGUACAGCCCAUGGCUUUGGUCUGUUUGAUUAUGCCCAGAAGAAGGAAGUGUUAGUUCGCUGUACCCUUAAUCCCACAGAUAUGAGUGGAACAUCAGAUACGCCUAUGUCAAGGAGGAAAUCCCUGAAGAAAUCCUUGAGAGAAUCAUUCCGUAAGCUGCGACGGGGACGUUCACAGAGACGAGAAAAAGUAAAGAAAGAUGAGAAAACUGAGGAAAAGACCACUGGUAUAGAGGAGACCCCAGCAGAGGGCGCUACCAGUCGGACAUCCCCAGCAGCAUCACCUGAACCUCGCCCAGUGGAACGAGCUGUAGAAGCUCGCAGCACAGAGGAUUCCAUGGCAUCAAUGGUUAGAUGUCUGUACUUUGCAGAUACAUUCAUCACACAAGGUGCUGGAAACACUCCUUCACUUUGGGUUGGUACAAAUGGUGGACAUGUCUACAUCUACAGCAUAAAUGUACCAACAGAGAAAAGGUCAGAAACAGAUGUUGCAUCGCUACUUGCUAAAGAAAUAAAGCUACGUCACAAGGCACCGGUAAUUUCAAUCGGUGUGGUUGAUAGCCGUGCCCGAACCCUUCCUGAUCCACUUGAGGUCCAACAUGAGCGAGCCAAAGCUCCAGAAAUGUCAGGACAGCAUUCCGUAGUUAUUUGCUCCGAAGAGCAGCUCAAGAUAUUUUCACUACCCCAGCUGAAGGCAAGAUGGAAGUUCAAACUUACUGCUCUUCACGGCUCCAGAAUCCGCAAAGUUGCUUUUGUCACAUUUAGAAGCAAAAGUGAUGAAAAUUACACAGAGAAUGACAUUGCUUGCCUUAGUAACCAAGGUGAUCUGAGUGUGUACUCAAUCAUGACACUGCGGGAACAAUUAAUGGCUUCGGCCCUACGUAGAGAAGACAUCAAUGGUAUCUCGUCCUUUACCUUUACAAAACAAGGCCAGGGCUUUUUCCUGAACUCUCCGUCAGAAUAUAUCCGUGUCACUCUGUCAUCACGGUAUGUGACAGAUUCUAACUGUGUUGUGGAACUGAAGGAAGGCAUGAGACCUGAGCCAGAACCGGAACCAGAACCUGAGCCAGUUGUAGAGGCCACCCCUGUGGCUGAGGCUGCAACAGAGGGUGCUGAUGAGGGUCAAACACAGGAAGAGGAAAAACAAGGCGAGGGCGAGAACCUAGCGAGUCAACAGCAGUACAACAGUGGGGAUAUCGCUGAGGCUCUUAGUGAUUCUCAGCUGAUGAAUGACUCGCGGGCAGAUACAACACUAGAAGGGGAGAUAACUCAAGACAGUAUCCAAGUUAUGGAGACAAUUUCCAGUGAGGUGACCACAGAGGUCCAGUCCAAUACCGUUGUCCAGACAACGACCACAACAGUGGCUGAGGUAUCACAAACAGCCUCCUCCGUCAUGGAGACUGUCACUACAGUGUCAUCGUCAACGACAGAGGCAAUUACCACACAAGUAAAUAACAUAGACGACGACACCAAGGCGACACAGCCAGUUGUGGAGGAGAAUGAUACUUCAGAUAAGUUGAAGGAACUGAAGAUAACUGAAGAUGUAGACGAAACAGUAAUCGCCAAGAAAGUGGCACAGGAAGCUGAUACCAUUGUGGACACUGCAGUUGCAAGUUAAUUAGAGUUGUCCCUCCUUUGCAAUACUCUUCUGUGAGUGAGGUGUUUGGUAUCAGGGCAGCUGGGACCAAGAGAGCAGGCGCUUUUACAGUAUUCUGCAGCACUGAUAGUCUGGGCAUAUCUCAUGAUCUUGUCUAUUAGAGGACUGGAACAGGACAAUGAUUUCAGAUGAAAUUCUUCAAAAGACAUGCUGUCAUAGAUGAAAGUCUGUUAGAUUGAAUGAUAAGAAAAACUUGCAAACCACUGAUCAGCUGGUGACCGGUAAUGUCACCACUAAUUUAUGACAUGGACGUACAAUUAAAUUUCUCUAUUAGAAUAAGUGGGCAUUAAUGAAGUUUACACAUUACUUGAGAUUAAAUGACAGCAUGCAUUAUCUUAAUAACAUCAGAAAUUGACAUUGCUCACCUUUACCAAUACAGCUUUAAGUAGGAUGGUGUGGUAUGCAUUAUCUUCGUAUGUUUCUUGGAUCUGAAUGGAAUUAUCUGUAAAAUAAAGAUAAAAACAGCCAGAUGUAAGAUAUUUCAUAUCCAUACACUCAUUUAACCAACCUUAAAUUAUUACUUGAAUGUUUAUUAAGAUCUUCUUGUUUCGUUACUAUGGUGAUAAGCAGUACUGUUGCUGUGUUAUAAAUAUAUAUCCGUCAGUAGUCAGGGAUGUAGACAGCUUCCGUUUUCAUAUGUGUUUUUGUAAGGUUUUUGUAAGUAUUCCAAAUUGAUCACAAAUAAUUGUAACUUAUGCAAAUUUUUAUUUUAUACAAUUUUUUUCAAGCUUCUUUGAUUAUUGCUCUCUGUAUUUUAUGUAUUUGUAUGUGAAAUAGUGCAAUUCAAGUCAAUGAUAAUCCUGUGAAAUCUUGAGUCCAGGAUUAGGCAGCACAAGCAAUGCCCCAUUGCAUGGUUCAAACAGAAAAAUAAAUGCUAUUUAGAAUAUUUGUUUUAGUAUAUAUUAUUUGGGUAAUUAUGUUUAAUAACUGGCUUCUUUAUUUUACAAAACAGUUUUGAGAUUUCCCCUGUAUGUCCAGCAAUGCAUUUCCAAUUAAAACGAAAACAUGAAACCGAAGUUUCCUGAAGUUGGAGAUUUUCAUGAAAGUGAUGCUAGAUACAGUUCAAAGAGUGAAACUAUUCUGUUAUAUUCAUGUGUUUUUAAAUAUUACUUCCAAAAUCGUUUUCAUAAGACAUAGUAACUAAACAGUGUGUUAUAUGUGUUUGUGUAGAAGUUUGUACAGUUUUAGAUAAAAUGUGAUAGUUUAUAUAGAAUAUUGAAUUCUGUGCUAAUAAGUAUAUGUUAAAAGCAAUAUUCUUACUUUAUCAAAAACAAAUUUAAGAAUAUUAACUAACAAUAGAUCUCUACAUGUUUUAAAUGAAAAAGUUUUGCUGUUACAAGUCACUCGUUGUCCAUGACUUGUGACAAUACAUCUAUACCUGACUUUUGGACUUGAUUCAUACAAGGUACAUAUUUAAAAAACAGUUUUGUUCUUUUUCAGUUGAUGCAAAACUACAAAAGUUUGAAGUGAAUUUAAAAUCGAUUUUUAAAAUUAAAAAGAAAGAUUUGUAUAAUUGGGAUAAAUAAAAGUAUGUGUAAAGAGCGUAAUUUCAUAAUACAGUUUAGUGAGCUAAAACUUAUUCAUUUAUAUGUGGUAUAAAAUUGUAAAUAGUAUAAAUUACUAACAGUAGACUUAAUGAACUCUGGUUUAGGUAAGAUCAAUCUCUAUGUGUUCAGAUAGUUAUGGAAGGGCUAAAAUGGUUGUGAUGUUUUGAUGUCUGAACUGAGAUGUGGAUAUUUUAGGCAUAAUACUGUUUGAUGGUAGUCAAUUAGCACAAAAUAUUGUCAAAGAAUGUAAUUAAUGAAGAAACAUUUUACUUAAGUCGUUGUGAUUGGCAGGUUUUUCUCAGGGACGGCGGUAACUGAGCUCCGUUGUCCAUAUUACUAUAGAACGGUUGUAUUUGUAUGAUCUCUGGAUGUGUUCCUCUUAUUGUGAACUUUUUUUUUAAUCCAAAGCUUAAGUGAUUUCAACACUGUAGACUCUGAAGUUUUCAUGUAGGAGUCUAAAAUAUAUCUAUAAAAGGAAUAAUGUUGUAAAAUUUUAUCUCAGAAACAUCAAACGAUCAAAAUCAGAUUUCAGAUACUGAUAACCAUCAGAGAGAGAAAAAUAUUGAAGUUGGAAUGGGUUGUUAUAGAGAAAUCAUGGGCUAACUCUAUACCAGUACUAUAACAGAAGUUUGGUCGUUUGAACAAGACAUGAAAAGUUCAGUUUCUACAGUAAAAUACCAUUUAUUUGCCUUAUCAAUUGUUAAAUGCAAUUUUACACAUUAUGCUUGUGCCUCGCUGUUCGUGUCCCGUUUUAGGAUGGAGAUAUGCUUGUUAAAGUUGUGUUAUAAUACCUCUGUUUUGAGGGUUUAAGGAAUAGGGUUUAUUUUUCUCACUAGUGUAUACAUGUUAUAGUAUUACCAGAAUAGCAGAUUUUGAUAAUGUUUCAAUCACUUUGGAGGACGAUUGCUUAUAAGGCUUUGAUUUAAGUGUGAAUAUUAUAAAACUUCAAACAUUGUGUAUGAUUGAAAAUCAUUCUAGAAGCAAACCAGAAUAUUUUCAAAAAUCAAAUCUUCAUUUUUAUAGCUUAGAAAAGUCUAAACCGUUGAAUAGAUUAUUUGAUAAAACUGCUGCAGAUGACUGAGUUCUAGCAGAUGUGGGUUACACCAACUCCAUUUCAUAGUAAAACCAUAAUUAUAUGAUCAGACAACAUAGAGUCUUGUCGAUGCCAGUGUAACUAACUGCCAUCUUGUAUCAUUACUGUGCUUGCUAUCAGUCUUGUAUUGUUUGGUAACAUGGUAAGUGUCUGUGCAUUUGAUUAAAAUCACUCAUACUGGUUGUAAAUGAAUUGUGUAUAAUUCUUGUAAUGUAUAAUGGCAUUAUUUUGAUUACAACCAUCAAGAUGAAAGCCGAAUAAAAUAUUCCACCAUAAC